GGUGUGAUCCGUUCUUCCUGUGCCAAUGACAUGUGAAUGUAACAUGUAAACACAGAAAACUUAUAAAAUGAGGUAAAUGAAUGAUCCCAUGGGCUCGUCCUCGUGUUUGGUUGAACUUCAUGAUUAGGAUAUUUUCCUAUAGUGUCGCUGGAGUUGUUUAAGCACCAGAGAUGAAUGCGGAGUACCGGGAGCUCAUUUUGAAGUCCUGUGCAGCCACUUCUCUGCGAGUGGGGGCCAAGAUCCAGACAUUGUGGAGUGGGUAUGGGGAGAUCGUGAGAGUGCAUCUGGAGGGCUGUGAGCGCCCCUCAGUAGUGGUCAAACAUGUGCAGUUCCCAGCAGAAACGGACCAGAGCACAGACCUGUCCCAUAUACGGAAGGUCCGCUCCUACCAGGUGGAGACACACUGGUAUCAGAACUACUGCACCAAUCCCAGCUGCCGGAUCCCUACCUGCCUGGCCUCCUGUUCCCGUGGCAAUGAGAUGCUGAUAGUGUUAGAAGACCUGGAUGUGGCAGGAUAUGACCAGCGCAGGAGCAGUGUCGGAGACAAAGAAAUGAGGGCGUGCCUCCGCUGGCUGGCCCACUUCCAUUCUCUCUUUCUGGGCAGGGUGCCGGAUGGGCUGUGGCCUGUGGGGACCUAUUGGCAUCUGGAAACUAGACCAGAUGAACUGGAGGCUAUGGAUGAUGCAGAACUCAAAGCGGCAGCUCUGCACAUUGACAAAAUCCUCACCAACUGUCACUUCAAAACUAUUGUCCAUGGCGACGCCAAACUGGCCAACUUCUGCUUCUCCAAAAGUGGCACAGAGGUGGCUGCAGUGGACUUCCAGUAUGUGGGAGGUGGCUGUGGCAUGAAGGACGUGGUGUACUUCUUAGGUAGCUGUAUGGAGGAGAGGGAGUGUGAGAAGAGGGUACCCGCACUCUUAGAUCAUUAUUUCUCUGAGCUGGAGGAUGCUGUAGAUAAGGACGUGGAGUUUGCGGCUCUGGAGAAAGAAUGGAGGGAGAUGUUUGCGUUUGCCUGGACAGACUUCCAUCGCUUCCUGCUGGGGUGGAUGCCCGGACACUGGAAGAUCAACCGCUACAGUAAGAAGCUCACCAAAGAGGUCCUGCACAAGCUCCAAGGCGCACACUCUAAAGUAGAGGUUAACGAGGGAAAAUGAUAUCUCAUGAUAUGAUUUUAUCAAAGCUUUAACCCUGUAGGACUUUAAUCUUUCAAGAAUGUCACACCUGAAAGGUGUAUUUAAGUCACAUUAUAAGAGAUAAAGGUCAGGAUUAAGAAAUAACAUGGAAAAACAAAAACUAUUGUAUUACUAUAACUAUUGUGUGUUAUUUGGUAGGGACAGAUAGUAAUCUGAUGCAGGUGUCACUGUGUUUAUAGCCAUCGCUAAUUUACCUCACCUCUCCCAAAAGAAGUGAAAAAAUAGUGUGUCCAAAGUAGUGGUCCAAUCUAUAGGCUCAAGAUUUAGUAAAACUGUCCCUGUCUGAAGGUACAGGCUAUGCUAGGGAUAGUGGUCUAUUUAAAGAAGAUUCUAAAAGUACCAAGUGAAAUGAUUUACCUUGUGUAGUGCUUAAGGCCAAAUAUCUGAGUAUAACAUGGACAAACCAAGAAAAUGCAAAUUCUGGAAUGUACCAGUACCUUUACUCGCCUGCUUCACAAAAACAAAUGUAGUUUCAUACACCCUUUAAAAUGUGUAGUCAUAAAUAUUUUAGAGGGGACAAUAGUUUACUGAGGAGUUAAAACAGGCAUACACUUUAUGUGUAAUAUUUACUAAAAUGUUAAAGUAACUUUGAUUUUGAUUUAAUUUCCACUUUUAUUGUGAUCAUAAUUUAUUCUAUGUGUUAUAUUCUGUGCAUUUUUAAUACAUUUUAGGCAUUUUGGUGCAAAGUUGGAAUGACCUGUCCAAAACUGUUUUUUCUCUAAACAUAUU
Molecule: messenger RNA, 1922 nt
Organism: Periophthalmus magnuspinnatus
Lineage: Eukaryota; Metazoa; Chordata; Actinopteri; Gobiiformes; Gobiidae
Gene: pkdc
Product: protein kinase-like domain containing
Exons: 3
Coding region: 171-1154 (327 amino acids)
Source: RefSeq, a predicted model, not a curated record